Messenger RNA from Pseudonaja textilis, 470 nucleotides. NCBI's taxonomy places the organism in Eukaryota, Metazoa, Chordata, Lepidosauria, Squamata, Elapidae. The record is from RefSeq and is a predicted model, not a curated record.
AGCCUGCGGCCCCUGAAUGGGAAGGAGCCCGUGGACCUUCCAACUUUAGUGGACAAGUGGUUGACUCAAGUGUGCCAAUUACUCCGAGUCCCGCCGGAGAAGGUGAGCUGCGGAGAGAGGGCGGCCUUCAUGUCUUACGCCAUUGCCUACCCACACAACUUCCAGGGCCUGGUGGACACUUACUGCGUCAUGAGGAGUGGCAUUCCCAACUUCUGUGCCGUCGCCCUGGCGUUGAACCAGCUGGGAUACCGAGCCAUCGGAGUCCGGCUGGACAGCGGAGACCUGGCCAAGCAGUCGGUGGAGAUCCGUCACGUCUUUCGGACCUGUAGCAAGCAGUGAGUUUCGAGGGGUUGUUGGGCUGACUCCCCCUGGAUGUCAAGGAUGAAACACCGGCAGCUGGGACCUCUUGGUUUCAAUUUGCCCUUAGAGUAAGAGGCGGGAGGUGUUGCUUUCGAUUGGAUUAGAGUUGU